This is a messenger RNA of Oppia nitens, 532 nucleotides long. RefSeq names its product 40S ribosomal protein S17-like (gene RpS17). The transcript has 3 exons. Bases 70 to 465 code for a protein of 131 amino acids. Gene Ontology annotation, molecular function: structural constituent of ribosome. Lineage: Eukaryota; Metazoa; Arthropoda; Arachnida; Sarcoptiformes; Oppiidae. Gene Ontology annotation, biological process: translation. The record is from RefSeq and is a predicted model, not a curated record. Gene Ontology annotation, cellular component: ribosome.
UUAAAUGAUUGAAUGUUUGGUUUAUUUGUUGUUUGACUUCCUUUUCCUGUUUGUCAUUCAAUCGUCAAAAUGGGUCGCGUUAGGACAAAGACUAUUAAGAAGGCUUCCCGAGUGGUGAUCGAGAAGUAUUACACUCGACUUACUCUUGAUUUUCACACCAAUAAGCGGAUCUGUGAGGAGAUCGCUAUUAUACCAUCAAAGCGUCUCCGCAACCAAAUCGCCGGUUUUGUGACUCAUCUGAUGAAACGCAUCCAAAGGGCGCCCGUCAGAGGUAUUUCCAUCAAAUUGCAAGAAGAAGAGCGCGAAAGAAGAGAUAACUACGUUCCUGACGUAUCUGCUAUCGAUGUGGAUGUCAUUGAAGUAGAUCCAGACUCGUAUCUUAUGCUUAAAGAGAUGUCUAUGGAUAAGAUCGCUGGCUUACAGCAGACCAACCCAUCGGUACCAUUCAGAAGUGGUCGCUCUUAAGGAAUGAUUUCAUUUGAAUUUAAUAUUAAUUUCGAUAAUAAAGUGUUGAAUUAAAUUUAAAAUAUUU